CAGCCACAAUUACCAUUUUCACUCACUAUCCAUCCAUGCCUAAAGUACGGUCAAAGCGCUCAACCUCGCACAACGCCUCUGUAAAGUUUACCACCGUAAAGUCUCAAUUUCUUGAAGAUGAUUCUGGAUCUCCGGUUGCACAGACAGUAGAGUAUGAAUCAGACCCAGCUCCGGCCCUUAAGAAAAAGGACAAACAUCAGAUAAAGCGAGAGGCAUUUUUGCAGAGACUCGAGUUAACCCAAUCCCCGUAUUCGAAAUCUCAUCAGCGCCGUAUAAAGAAAAAGGCCAAAGAACAGAUAGGCCAUGGACUCGAAGAGAUCCGGACGGCACUCGAAUCUGUCGAUGAUAGCCGUGCUCUAUCUACAAUAGUCCAAGAUGCCUCCGCUACCGCAGGAAAGACAGACAAAUCACAAAUGAAGGUCGAUGGAGAUGAAGACACCCCGAAAUCAGUGCAUCAGUCCAAAGUUAAAUCCAACCAGAUUGGUGAAGGAAAAGGCGCAACACUGUCAAAUACUCAACGGAAGAACGCGCUAAAAAUUGAGCGUCUUCGCUACCCACUCAUCCUUUCCAAUCCUCAAUUCGGAUCCAACCCCUUUCAAACCAUUCGAACUCAUGCCCAAAACACACUCAUUAAGCAUGUUCCGACAUGAGAUGAUUCACGGAUGGGCUGCGUAAAGAGGCUAUGUACACAAACUACAGACUUGUAUACUCAGUGUAUUCCUUGGAAUGCCGACACUCUGAUAUCGUCUUCAGUCCCGAACCUUGACGCGCAACGGCAUUUGAAUACCAUCCAUCCAAUGGCCUUUCUUCAUUGGGAUCAUCAAUCCUGCCGGUACACGCUGUAUGUCAUCCAAGCCUUCGGGUCCAGGAGAAAAUUCAAAUUUCUAUACAUGCUCGAACACCAGCA
Molecule: messenger RNA, 907 nt
Organism: Lentinula edodes (shiitake mushroom)
Lineage: Eukaryota; Fungi; Basidiomycota; Agaricomycetes; Agaricales; Omphalotaceae
Product: ribosome biogenesis protein SLX9-domain-containing protein
Exons: 5
Coding region: 36-650 (204 amino acids)
Biological process (GO): maturation of SSU-rRNA from tricistronic rRNA transcript (SSU-rRNA, 5.8S rRNA, LSU-rRNA)
Cellular component (GO): 90S preribosome; preribosome, small subunit precursor; nucleolus
Source: RefSeq, a predicted model, not a curated record